UUUCAUGUUGAAUUACUAAUUCUUUUUCAUUCUUCCUUCUUUCUUUCUCAUUAUGAAUUUCAGUUUUGAAGGCAACUAUAAACCAAGACGCAACAUCAACUUGGGUAGUGUUAGAAAAGUCGAUGAUAAGAAGUCGCUUAUGGUCGAAGCUCAACUUGAAAGAAAACAACGAGAACAAGAGCGUCUUCGUUUAAAGAGUGCAGAACGUAUUCAGACAAAUACAAUGCUAUCUUUGAUGAGUAUCUUAUUGGUCCUAUCGACAUGAUUAUCUUGACUCGACAAUUGCUCUUAUUUUAUCAGCCUGAGAAAGACACAGCUUAUUUAGAACAAUACGCAGCUCAACUCACAGUGAUGCCUACAGGUGAUUCUUGGGUCUGGCUUGUCUGUCUGUUGAUUAAGAAAGUACUUUUACCCAGCAUAAAACAUCCUUUUGCAUCUCACCUAUUUUCUCGACUCUUGAAUGACCCUGAUCAUCAUAUCCGCAUCAUGACAUUUACGCUCUAUCAUACGCCUGUCUUCAAAACUAUCAUAGAUCAAGAUUCAGACUCUUCUGAUGAUGAUGACGACAAUGAUAAUGAUGAUGUGGUUAUGCAAGAAGCAAAACAACCUUCUCUAGUGAUAUCACCUCUUAUUUUAGCUCGUCUUGAAUCCCUAUAUGCCUCAGAUCGUAUUCAUGAACUUCUUUAUUCGUUUAUUCAACAACAACAAUCAGGCAUUGAAUCCAUUGCCAGUUUCUUUAAUACACUCAUGUUACGAUGGCCCUCUAAAAAGGACAGUAUUCUCAACACACUUCUAUAUAAAUCUCGACAAAAGACAGCCCAACCUUCAAUGAUCCAUCAAUUCAUGCUCCACUACUGUAAUAUCGUUUGAAAGUGUUUGAAUAGUCUCAGUUGCUAUUUAAAUAAGAGGAACGAUAGACACUUUGCUUAGGC
Molecule: messenger RNA, 932 nt
Organism: Gilbertella persicaria
Lineage: Eukaryota; Fungi; Mucoromycota; Mucoromycetes; Mucorales; Choanephoraceae
Exons: 2
Coding region: 262-870 (202 amino acids)
Source: RefSeq, a predicted model, not a curated record